Messenger RNA from Brassica rapa (field mustard), 7190 nucleotides. RefSeq names its product homeobox-leucine zipper protein HAT3. The record is from RefSeq and is a predicted model, not a curated record. Gene Ontology annotation, molecular function: DNA-binding transcription factor activity, RNA polymerase II-specific; sequence-specific DNA binding. Gene Ontology annotation, biological process: regulation of DNA-templated transcription. Gene Ontology annotation, cellular component: nucleus. Lineage: Eukaryota; Viridiplantae; Streptophyta; Magnoliopsida; Brassicales; Brassicaceae.
UUUCCAGAUAAAGUUGUUUAACGGGUUAGGUUUCAUUUAAAAUGUAGGCAUCGAAUAUUUAGGGUUUAAAGUUUGUUUAUUAACAUUUUAAUUAAAAAAAAUAAAUAUAGCCUAAAUUUUAUAGGAGAAUUAGUGUAGACGCGGAAGGUAGAGCGCGUGGGGAAAUGGGUCCAAAUGAUUGUUGAGAAGUGGGAUGUCUGGCCGACGAGGAACAAUACUCCACCGCACGAGUGUGGUCACUGGGACCACAUAUUACCACGUAGACAGCUUCUCACAUGCUCAUGCACGUGAAGUCGUGACCUUUGUUUCAUCCUUCUCAUGAUCUCCACUUCUUCUUGUUUUUUUUUUUUUUUGUAAAAACCACUUCUUGUUCUUAAUCUUUGCCUGUCCUGGCUCUCCCUCACUUUUAUUUGAAGAUCCCUAUAUUCGAUUCGUAUUUGUUCAAGAUAAAAAAACGUAAACUUUACUUCAUCCUUGUAUUACAAAAACAUAAAAAUAUGUUCCUUGCAUUUUUUUGGCAAAUAAACAUAAAAAUUAUGAUCCUUUGAUAUAUACGGACGUAUUUCUAUUGACGACACACAAAGAAAUACUCUCUAGUCUCUAACGACCUAGACAACAAGAAGUUUAAAAUAAGGCAAUCAUCUAGAAAAAUAACAAUUUCUCUAGUUUCCAUAUUCCGUUUUUAAUUUCAUUUUUACCAUAUGAAACUUUGAUCAAACACAACGGUUCCGAGUGGAUCACCACUUAAUCAGCCAGCCGGAAAUUUUAAAUUUGAUCAAGAAAACCGUCUUUAAAACUUUAUGUUGGGGUCAUGGGGUCAUUAAUAUGAAGUGGUAAAUGUCGCUUCGUUAAUAGGCGGUGCCGUGCUGUUUUUGUCUGAAAAUAUCUGUGAACACAUACCCAUGCUCGUUUAAUUUCUUUAUGUAGAACAUGAUCACUCCACUACCUAAGUAAUUAAUAAAUAAAUAAAUCAAACUUUUAUAUUUAUCGAGGAUAUCAACGCGUCUUUCGCACGUGUAUAUCCUUAUAAUAACCUAAUACUGGAUAAACAUCUGACGCAAAUUUACAAGAUUGCCGAAGAAUUUGAUUUCCGCAAAACAAGCAUUUAUAUUCCAAUAAAGAAAACAAAGAGAACAUACAUGAUUGAGCUCUCUCUCUAAUUCACACAAUCUCCACACAUUAUCACCAAGUGAGAAACUUAUUUUCUUCAGUUAGUUGGAAACUUAUAAUUUUAAACUUGUUAAAGCAAAAUUAGGUUUACUACGAUGAUAAUUCAACACUAAAAUUCAUGACUUUCCGCAAGAAGCAUAAGAUAUGCUACAACCCAUGUUCUGCGAUUCCAUUCCGUAACCAUUCCUCCGUGUAUUUUGUAGUACUUUAUAUUAUAAGAAAACACUCUAAGCAACAAACAAAAAAAAAGUGAAAAUAAAGGUAUGCAAAUUCAACUACGUUGGAAAGAGAGCAUUACUAACUAUUCAGAAUAGUAUAUUAUGAAAAAUGUUUACUCUUUGGGAAGAGACUCUCAAAGAAGUUGAAGUUCCCACUGUUUUUUUUAUAAACAAAGUUCCCAUUUCUUGAUAUAGUUACAUUUCAAUGCAUAUUAGGGGUAUGCGUGCAUGUACCUUUUUUUUUUGUAACACUCGUGCAUGUACCUUUAACUUAAAAAUAAAGCGUGCAUGUACUUGGAAAAAAGAAUAGAAAAGCAUAGAUCUCCUCUCCUAAAAAAUUUCUAUCAAAGGGAACUUUAAAGAUUUUGAUGAUUCUUUUUUUUGAACAACAAAGAUUUUGAUGAUAAGAGAUUAGAAGUACACUACAUAUGCUAUUUUUGAGUGUCUAUAUUAUUACUGCUUUUCAAACAAACAUUUAAUUUGCCAUUAAUUAGUUUGAACUCACAAAGACGUUCACAAGGAUAAAUACAAGGAACCAAAACACAAUGAAACUGAAGAAAUUAAAUUAUUACACAAUAAUUAAUUUUGGAAAGUCUGACUCGCUAAUAGAAAUACUUCGGGUCCAGUAGACUCUCUCUUUCCCUUUCAAAAUUUCAAAAAUUAAUCAAGUAACAUAAAGCAGGAGACUCUAGUGAAAGGUCAUUUUCUCUUCUGUAAGAACAAGAGAGGUUAUUAUGUAUUUGAAGUCACAUGCUUAAAUAACAAUGAAUUUCUCGAGAUAUGGACCGUUAUACAUGAUAAUAGGCAUAUUUGAACACAUAAACUUGACCCAAAACAAUAAAGAGAACACAAAAACAAUUAACGUACCUAUGCAUAUUUUUUAAAUUAUUAUACACGUUAUAUUUGUUCACAACUACUGUGCCCCCCUUCGUCUAGUUCUUCGUUCAUUAUACAAAACCUAUAUAGAGAUUUUUCAAUAAUCAAAGAACAUUGGUAGGCAUGAGUAAGAAAAUGAUCAGCGUGUGAUGAUUAAUGGCAACGACGUUGGUGAGUUAUAAAAAAAAAAUUUUUUUGUAUUUUUUGGGUCUAAUUCCAAUAUUUUUACAUAUUUGUCGAGGUAAGUAUAAUCUAUGUCAAUUUUGGUCAAAAUAUUCAACUAACUUUAUUAAGGUUGAGAAACAAACAGUCAACUGCGUUGUAAACAACUUACAAAUAUCUCGAUAGCUAGACUUUGAAUGGUAAUACCACAUUGAGUAGUAGAAGACAAAAGGUACAAUUGUGGUAUUCUAACAAUUAUAAAAAUAUAUAAAUAUAUAAAGAUUUUUGUUACUAUUAAAUGCGGUGCGGUACAUAGCGGAUUAAAAUAUUUGAAGCCUUAAUUUACAAAGAUUUGUUUUGGCUAAACCAACAUGAUGUUUGAACCUUACUAACUAUAGGAUUCAACUAUUUUUUAAAAAUAUACAAUAUUUAAGAGAAAAUCUCCUUUAGAGUUUUGAACCAGGAAAUGAAAAAUUGCAAAACCAUUUCUAAUGCUGCUUCAUUUUCUAUUUUUUAUUUUAUUUUGAAGAAAAAAUUGCUUUAAUGGUAUUUUAUUUCUUGCUUCAAAAAGAAACAAUGAACAAAGUUGUUUCAAAUUUGAAGAUAUGCUAUUCACAUCUUCAUUUUUUUAAGAUGAACUUCUUAAACUAUAAACUGGUCCUCGAUUUUUAUUUGUUCAUACUUUUGAUAAAAUAAACUAUAUUUGUUAAUAUGACCUGGUUAAUUUCUAAUUUUCAUUUUAUUUUCAUUUAAUUAAUUACAAUACUAAAUAUACUAAAACAUAUAGUAUAUUCCAAGAUUUUUUUGCUCGAUUUCGAAGAAUCAAAGAUCAAGAAACUCAUUUUUCAUUUUGGAAUUUUUUUUGAUCACUCGUGAGAAAAAAAUAUAUAUCUACUACGUCUUCAUAAAAUUUGAUAUUCUUUGCUUAUUUAUUUAUGCUAUGCGUGUUAAUUUUAUUUUCUGAUAAUAUUUAAUUUAUAUUAAUUAGUUAUUAUGUUGGAUUAGUAUUAAAACAAAAAAUAGUUGGGUAACAUUAUUAAAUAUGGAAAAAUAUAAGGUGUUUUUAAUAAUUAAUAUAAACUAAAAAAAUAAUAUAAUGGGAAUAUUCCGUUUUGAAGAAGAAAAUGAAGUAGACCACUAGAAUAAAUGUUACUUUAUUAUUUUUCAUUUUGGAGAAAAUGAAUAUUUGAAAAUAAAAAUGAAAGCAACCAUUGUGGAUGUGCUAAAUAAGUAUUUGUUUUUGUUUAUUUUUGCAUUCAUAUGUUAACCAUAAGAGCAUCUUCAAUGUAGAACUCUAUUUGUUCUUCCAAAAUGGAGUAAAAGUGAAAAUAGAAUAAAAUUGCUCUAAUCUUACUCUAUUUUUCAUUCUAUAAUGGAGUGAUGAACAAACAAAAAAUAUAUUACUCUAUUUAUGAAGUAUAUUUUAUUAUAGAGUGAGAUAUGAAGUUGAGUUAAAUUAUUAUUUACUCUAUAUUCACUUUUAUUCUAGUUUAAAAGAAAAAAUGGAAUAGAGAUGCCUUAAAAAGAAAAUGUGUCAUUUUCACGAAUGGUUUUGUGGUUUGUCUGAGAAUUGAGCAACUCUUAUACUGUCAUAAAUGGAUGUAUUAAGUGAGAAGAAGGGUAAUGUUAGACUGUUUGUAAAUGUCAAAACAAAUAUUAAUGUCAUUAGAACUAAGUUACGUUUCGAGAUUAAAUUAAUAAAGCUGACCCGACUUGUCUGUGAAACUGCUGAAAGUCUUGAUGAGACCGAAGGCAUAAGUAACGAGGGCAUUAUUAAUAACAAAAUAAAUAGAUACUAGUACUAGUAAACACACAAUUAAAACAUUUAUUUACUUCAGCCAUAAAAUCUACCAACACCACCACCACAUGUCGUGCGUUUUCUUUUAUUUGUGUUUGACUGACAGAUGAAAUUAAUGAAAAAUUAAUUAACAUUUGAUACUUAUUAUGAACUAAAAAGACAUCGGGAAAAUAGAACAAUAAAUGAAAGGAGGCAUGGAACGGGAAUGCAUGUUGGAUUCACAGACAACUCCAAUCCAUGCAGUGUUUAGGGUUCUUUAUAGGCUGUCUGUAACCUAUCGAUACGACACCGUAUCUCUGCCCCCUCCUGAUUCCAUACCCAUUUUGAGCCCACCGCCUCAUCUCUCCCUCUCAUCUUCCCCUCACUCGCGCGUGUUCCUCAUCGAUUUCUUAUUUUGUUCUAGUAUUAACAUCCCUAAUCACAUACAGUUCUAUUAUUAAAUCUUCAAAGAACAUAGUAUUUUUUAUCGACCAAGAAAUUUACCUCAUCAUCAUGACUUAUUAGUAAGAUUAUUAGAUCUUCAAAGAAAAUUAAUGUUAAUAUUGUUAUAUGUUUUUUCAAAAAAAUAUUGUUAUAUGUUUUUUAAAGAUUGAAUAAUUAGUAAAAAACUAAAAAUGUUUCACUAAAAAGAUCUUAACUACAUGCCAAGUAAGGAAUUCUAGUAUUAUAAUACUAUCAAGUUGCUUCCAAUGUUAGUGUUAGGAGUGAAAGUGAUUAAGUGAUUUGUUAAAUCAAAACAAACCCAUGUUAACAUGAGAAGUAAAGUGCAAAAAAAAAAAAUCUUAACAUUUUACAAAAUAUCGGUAAAGUAAAGUACAAACUAUCAUAUGCACUAAAGAAAAUAAAAUAAAAGUUGUAAAAAGCAAAGCUGCAGAAAAGGUUGUCUUUGGGAUACGUAGGACCCGCGUUAUUCAGAGAAGAAUAGGGAUAUGAUGAUAGCAAUAAGGCAUGAUAUGAUGAUAAAUGUUUUCAUGAUGAUGAUGGUGAUGAUUCUUUAAUUAUUAUGAUAUUAUUUUUCACCAGCGCGUGGAUUCUACAGUCGAACUUUUUUCAACCGCAGCUUUUUUUUAUUUCUCAUUGGUCAACGUUCAACGAGCGAGAAAGCCGCUUUCGUAACGAAAGCCAUAUACAAAAAGCCAUUAGCUUGUGGGUUUUUGAAAAAGAGCUUUCUCUACAUAUUUAACUUUGAAACUCGGGUAGAUUAAUAUUCUCUUAAUAAAGUUAAAGAAAUAUCUUUAUCCAUAUAUAGUAAAAACUUUGAUGAACGAGUUUUACUGAUAAUACAUGAAUAUUAAUAUAUUUGAAAACGCUCUGAUAAGGUUCAUAUGUUAUUAAAGAAUUGAAUAGAUACAAGUUACAAAACGGAAAUUGAGAGAAAUAGAACAAGAUUGGUGGACCUUUUUAAUAAUUAACCAUGGUUAACAGAGGAUGUGAGGUGAUAGUAAUAACUCCUGGAUUUAUUUUUAACCAUGGUUAAGUUAAAAAGCAGGUUUUUUUAUGCAGUAUAUAUCAUCAUUGAGGUAACAGAGGUCUCUCUGACACAAGUCAUCAUUGAAACCCUAAGCCUCCCCACAACCCCAUAUCUCUUUGUCUGAAAAAUCUCUUUUGUAUAUAAAUUUAAACACAAGCCAUAUCUUUCAAACUGUACUGCUGCACAAGUGUAGAGGAAGUGGCACAACAUCUUUAAGAGAGAGAGAGAGAGAGGUCAUUUAUUCAUUUUCCAGGAAAAAAACUUGAGAGAAAAAAGUUUGAUUUUGUUUGUUGUUGAGAAAUGGGUGAGAGGGAUGAUGGACUGGGGCUAAGCUUGAGCUUGAGUUUAGGUUUAAAUCAAAAGGAGUCUUCUCCGAGGUUGAAUCCAAUGCCUAUGGCUUCUUAUUCGUCUUCAUCACACAUGCAUAUGCAGAGCCAUUAUAACCAUCCUCAAAAGAUUCAGAACAGUUGGAUUCAAAUGUUUCAAUCUUCAGAGAGGAACUCCGACGUGGGAUCGUUCCUACGGGGGCUCGACGUGAACAGAGCUCCGUCGAGGGUGGUGGUUGACGUGGAGGAAGAUGCGGGAGUUUCGUCUCCUAAUAGCACCGUCUCAAGCGUGAUGAGCGGGAAGAGAAACGAAAGAGAGCUCGUGGCUGCGGCGGGAACUGGAGGAGGAAGAACAAUAGAGGAUAACGAGGCGGAGAGAGGAUCUAGCUCUCUCGGCGGUGGCAGCGACGAUGAAGAUGGUGGUGGUAACGGGGACGACGGGUCGAGGAAGAAGCUCCGGUUGUCUAAAGAACAAGCUUUGGUCCUCGAGGAGACUUUUAAAGAACAUAGCACUCUCAACCCGAAACAAAAGAUGGCUCUGGCUAAGCAGUUGAAUCUAAGGACUAGGCAAGUGGAAGUGUGGUUCCAAAACCGAAGGGCAAGGACAAAGCUGAAGCAAACGGAAGUUGAUUGUGAGUAUCUAAAAAGAUGUUGCGAGAAUCUAACGGAGGAAAAUAGAAGAUUACAGAAGGAAGUGAGUGAGCUUAGGGCUUUAAAGCUGUCUCCACAGUUGUACAUGCACAUGAAACCUCCCACUACGCUCACCAUGUGUCCUUCCUGUGAGCGAGUCGCUGUUGCUUCAUCGUCGGUUGCUCCUGCUCCUGUGAUGUCUUCAUCGUCUCCAAUGGGACCAAUGAGCCCGUGGGCUGCUAUUCCUCUCCGGCAACGUCCUGCUGCUGGUUCUCGUUGAAAAAUGUGUUUUAUUUGUUUGUUGUUAUUUUCAGAAGAAUUAGCUUUAGUUCAACGUUCAUGGGCUUUGGUGAUUUCGUUUUUAUAUUAUAUAAUGUGCUAAAACGAUCUUGGAAUGUCUUUUCAAGUGCUGUCUCAUGCUCAUCUUCGUUCUUGUCUACAUUGUUUCUAAUGUCCAUUGAGAGAUGUACUAAAAAUAUCAUUGUCGAAUGAUUAGGAAAUAGACUUCUGGUUUCAGUAAAACAAAUUUGUUUAUUAUU